Rubroshorea leprosula is the source of this 2563-nucleotide messenger RNA. The record is from the annotation of a GenBank genome assembly. Lineage: Eukaryota; Viridiplantae; Streptophyta; Magnoliopsida; Malvales; Dipterocarpaceae.
GAGUGACAAGUGAGGGAGAGAAUCUUGCUCUUCUACAACAUUUCAGAAUGUCUUCUUCUUCAACAAAUUCAUUUUCUUCUCCUCGAAUGUUCAAUGGAGAGAAUUAUGAUUUCUGGGCUAUUAGAAUGAAAGCCUUCCUCAAAGGGAAUGAUGUCUGGGAAGUCAUUGAGCAUGGUUUCCAACUUCCUUUUCCACAAGAAAACCCAACAGUGGCACAAAUGAAGAGAAACGUAGAGUAUAAUGCAGGUACAUAUAGAGCACUUUCUUUUCUGCAUAAUGCAGUGGCAAAUGAUAUUUUCCCCAAAAUUGCAUCCUGCCAGAAUGCACAAGAAGUCUGGGAAGCACUUAAAGAAGCGUAUGAGGGGAGUGCUAGAGAUAAAAGUGUGACACUGUUAGCUCUCAAACGAGAGUUCGAAAUGUUGAAGAUGAAGGAAACUGAUACAAUACGUCAGUAUUCUUCAAAAUUAGUUGAUUUGAUCACUCAAAUUCAAAUGCAGGGAGAGAGAUUUCCUGAUUCACGAGUGGUCAAUAAGAUGUUGGUUAGUCUUCCUGAUAGAUUUGAACCUAAAGUUGCUGCAAUUGAAGAGUCUUGUGACUUGAGUAGGCUUUCCAUUAAAGCACUCACUGGAAAAUUGCAAGCUCUUCAAAAAAGACUUGUAAUGAGAUUUGACGAAAGUGUUGAAAGAGCAUUUCAAGCUAAGCACAAGGGAAAAUAUUUAGUUGCAAGAUCAGAUUGGCAGCAUGAAGCUAACAAAGUGGAGAAAGGCAAACAGCAUGCUGAAUGUUCUAGAAAUUUUGACAAGAGAGAUAAAUUUCCUCCUUGUCCAAACUGCAGAAGGACAAAUCAUCUUGAAAAAGACUGUUGGCACAAAGGAAAGCCACAGUUUUAUUGUAAGAAUUGCAAGAAACAUGGCCAUACAAAAAAAUUCUGCAAAGCUAAUCAAGUGCAGUACAGGCCUAAGCAAGUGCAGCAAGCUAAUUUCAUAGAAGAUCAGAAUGAGGAAGAUUAUAUAGAUGUGAAGUUGUUUACAAAGCUGGACAGGUUUAUUCGAACAAGAGUCAGACUUGGCAAUGGUUAUGUAGUGCAAGCAGAAGGCAAGGGUAAUGUCUCAAUUCAAACUAAGGAAGUUAAGUAUACACCACAGCAAAAUGGUGUUUCUGAGAGAAAAAAUAGAACAGUGAUGGAAAUGGCUAGAAGCAUGCUUUUUGAGAAGAAUUUGCCAAAGAAGUUUUGGGCAGAGGCAGUGCAUACUGCUGUUUAUUUGCUAAAUGGUCUUCCAACUAGAGCUGUUGAAGCAACUAGAAGAACCAAGUUGGAUGAGAAAGCUGAGAUGGGAAUUCUAGUUGGUUAUGCAGCACAGUCAAAGGGUGCAGCUGCUACUUCUAGACACCAAAAUGUUGCUGAAACUAAUGAUGACUCACCACCUUUGAAGGUAAAGUCACUUGAGGAUGUGUAUGCUAGGUGCAAUUUGGCUACUUCUGAUCCAACUUGUUUUUUUGAGGCUUCAAAACAUGAUGAAUGGAUGGCUGCUAUGAAAGAAAAGCUGGCUAUGAUUGAAAAGAACAAAACUUGGUCACUUUGUCCUAGACCAGAAGUAAACAAGUACAAGGCCAGAUUAGUGAUUAAGGGAUAUGCACAGCAGCAAGGAGUAGAUUUUUCUGAGACUUUUGCACCAGUCACAAGGCAUGAUACUAUCAAACUGUUGUUUGCUAUUUUUGCUCAAAAUGGUUGGAAGGUGUACCAUAUGGAUGUGAAAUCUGCUUUUUUAAAUGGUUUUUUGGAAGAAGAAAUCUAUGUUGAGCAACCGAAGGGGUUCUUUGUUCAUGGUAGUGAGAAUAUGGUAUACAAGCUUCAUAAGGCUCUUUAUGGUCUAAAACAGGCUCUUAGGGCCUGGUAUAGUAGGAUUGAUGCCUACUUAAUGCAACAAGGUUUCAGGAGGAGUGAAAAUGAAGCUACUUUGUACGUGAAAGACAUAAAUGGUGAUGUACAACUUCUGGUUUCACUUUAUGUUGAUGAUUUUCUGAUUACAGGUUCUGAUGUUCAAGCUAUGGAACAUUUUAUGCUUGUUAUGAAGAAAGAGUUUGAAAUGUCAGAUCUUGGAGAAAUGAGUUACUUUCUUGGUUUGGAAAUCAAACAAUGUGGAAAUGGAAUUUUCUUGUCACAGCAAAAAUAUGCACAGGAUAUGAUGAAGAAAUUCAAUAUGGGAUACAACAAACCAGUUUCUACUCCUCUUGUUUUGAACUGUAAAAUGUCAAAAAAUGAUGGUAAUGCUUAUGUUGAUGCAUCUUGGUACAAAAGUAUCAUUGGCAGUUUGCUUUAUCUUACUGCUACUAGACCAGACAUUAUGUUUGCUGCUAGUCUGUUGUCUAGAUACAUGAGUUCUCCUACUCAAGUUCAAUUGAGUGUUGCAAAGAGAGUUCUGAGGUGUGGCAUGUCCACGACCUGUAUAAAGCUUGGUGAGCAUUUCUUACCUACCAUUUUUAACUAACAUGAAUUUUUCAAGUCAAUUCCAAUCAAAUCAAAUCAAUGGCUCUAAGCUUUGAAUAAUCAGGCUGACUUUUA